GAGAACAAGUACCACAAAUCCAGGAAGCUUCCUCUAUAUACUUUUCUGCAAACCAGAUUCCAUUUUUAGAACCAUAUACACCUCACUUGGUAUUAACAAGAAAGCCAAAAGCAAAGGAAAAAUGCAUCGCAUUUCUUCCUUUUCAAUCUCUUUGUGCGGCUUCUUGUUUUUCCUGAUGAUUCCUCACGAAAAACUCUCCGCCGUUGCAAUAUCCGUUGACAUAAUCACCCAAACCUGCGAAAAAUGCGCAGCUGAAUCCGACGUGCUUAGCUACAACGUUUGUGCAGCUUCUCUCCAAGCAGUGCCUGUCAGCCAUGUGACUAACCUUCAAGGACUGGCAGUGAUAGCAAUGGAGCUGGCACUGCACAAUGCAACCAACACGCUUUCGACCAUAAAGGAGUUGUCGAAUAACAAAAGUUUGGAUCCUUUUGCUCUGGUUUGCUUGAAGGAUUGCUUGCAGCUAUACUCGGACGCGAUCACAACGUUGGCGGAUGCGAUCGGAGCAUUUCUGAGUGAGGAUUAUGGCACGGCGAAUACCUGGGUGAGUACAGUCAUGGAAGCAACAACUACAUGUGAGGGAGGGUUUAAGGAGAAGGAAGGUGAAGUGUCUCCAUUGACAAAUGAGAAUUACAAUCUUUUUCAGUUAUGUGAUAUUGUACUCUGCAUAAGUAACUUGCUUAAUUACUCAAAGUCUACAGCAACUUGAUUAUUUCUCAGGUGGAAUAAGAGCUCUGCAAUUAUCUGGAUUUUUAAUUCUUCAGUACAUGAUUUUUAAUUAAUUGCACAAGCGAUAUUGAUGGAAAGGAAAA
Molecule: messenger RNA, 809 nt
Organism: Malus domestica (apple)
Lineage: Eukaryota; Viridiplantae; Streptophyta; Magnoliopsida; Rosales; Rosaceae
Source: RefSeq, a predicted model, not a curated record